AUGGGGAAAGGAAGAGCGCCAUGCUGUGACAAGAGCAAAGUGAAGAGAGGGCCAUGGAGCCCUCAAGAAGAUCUCACACUCAUCACUUUUAUUCAGAAACAUGGCCAUCACAACUGGAGAUCUCUUCCCAAGCUAGCUGGACUGAUGAGAUGUGGCAAGAGUUGCCGGCUGAGAUGGAUAAACUAUCUGAGACCGGACGUGAAGCGAGGCAACUUCACCAAAGAGGAGGAAGAUGCCAUCAUCCACUUCCACCAAACCCUUGGAAACAAGUGGUCAAAGAUCGCGUCUUUCUUGCCUGGAAGAACCGACAAUGAGAUCAAAAACGUGUGGAACACUCAUCUCAAGAAACGAAUCUCUCCCAAUUCAUCUCCCUCCUCCUCUUCUUCUUCUUCAUCCAUCUCUUGCACUCAUGAUCAAACCGAUCACGACAAGAAUUGUGCCAUCGUUCACGAAGAAGAGAAUUACGAGAGCCGAGACUCGCCGUCUUCGUCUCAUCUUCACGACAAGUGCAUGGACACAAAGCAAGAGCUUUGUGAGGAGGCUAAUGAACUCCACGAGAUCCAACUCCUUCUCGACCAUGACGACUCUGAUGAUAUAACCUCCGCAUAUCUUCAAAACAAGGAAAUGCUGUUUCCACUAGACUCGCUUCUUCAUCACCACGAGGCUCACAUUUCAACGGAGUUGUUUCAGAAUACAAGCGAAGAUCUGGUGACCAAACCACAAUCAUUUGAUCAUCUCCAGCCAUGCGAAUUUGAAGAAAUAAACGGAGAAUUUGACUUGUGGACGCAGCUGGUUGAAUCAAACUCGCCUGUGCCUAGUCAUAACAAUGAGGAGUACAAGGAGUGGUUCAACUUUAUGGACAACCAAACUUACUUGGAUGACUUUACUUUGGUCGGAGAUGUAUGUCUAUGA
Messenger RNA from Microthlaspi erraticum, 912 nucleotides. The record is from the annotation of a GenBank genome assembly. Lineage: Eukaryota; Viridiplantae; Streptophyta; Magnoliopsida; Brassicales; Brassicaceae.